This is a messenger RNA of Penicillium pulvis, 393 nucleotides long. Its product is annotated as mitochondrial 54S ribosomal protein uL14m. Gene Ontology annotation, molecular function: large ribosomal subunit rRNA binding; structural constituent of ribosome. Bases 1 to 393 code for a protein of 130 amino acids. The transcript has 4 exons. Gene Ontology annotation, cellular component: mitochondrial large ribosomal subunit; ribosome. Lineage: Eukaryota; Fungi; Ascomycota; Eurotiomycetes; Eurotiales; Aspergillaceae. Gene Ontology annotation, biological process: translation. The record is from RefSeq and is a predicted model, not a curated record.
AUGAUUCAACUAAAGACAUUACUAAAUUGCAUCGACAACUCCGGCGCCUCGGUCGUCGAGUGCGUCAACGUCCUGAAGAAGAAGCGGCCCGCGACGAUCGGUGAUCGGAUAGUCGUUGUCGUCCAGAAACAGAGAGCUGCUGGAUCCGAGGGAUCUGGCACUGCUCUUGCGAACAAGGUCCGCCGUGGUGAUAUUCGUCAUGCAGUUGUUGUGCGUGUGAAGAAGGAACUUCAGCGCAAAGACGGAUCUGUGGUGCGAUUUGGUGACAAUGCCUGUGUGCUGGUGAACAAGGCGGGAGAUCCGAUCGGAACAAGAAUGAAUGGUGUCGUUGGACAAGAACUGCGCGAUAAGCAAUGGUCCAAGAUUUUGUCGUUGGCCCCGGUGCACGUGUAA